GCGCGGCCUGGCAGCCGGCGAAGCUGCAGCAUCCUCCGUGCGGGCGUGUCCCCGCGGCUUAUCUUGCCCUCCUCCUCCUCGUCCUCCUCGGACUGCCGGCGCGAUGGCGAAGCCGCUGACGGACGGCGAGAGGCGGAAGCAGAUCAGCGUGCGCGGGCUGGCGGGGCUGGGCGACGUGGCCGAGGUGCGGAAGAGCUUCAACCGGCACCUGCACUUCACGCUCGUCAAGGACCGCAACGUGGCCACGCGCCGCGACUACUACCUGGCGCUGGCGCACACGGUGCGAGACCACCUGGUGGGCCGCUGGAUCCGCACGCAGCAGCACUACUACGAGCGCGACCCCAAGCGCAUCUACUAUCUUUCCCUGGAAUUCUACAUGGGCCGCACACUACAGAACACGAUGGUGAACCUGGGCCUUCAGAACGCCUGUGACGAAGCCAUCUAUCAGUUGGGGCUAGACUUGGAAGAACUGGAGGAAAUAGAAGAGGAUGCCGGCCUGGGGAACGGAGGCUUGGGGAGGCUGGCAGCCUGCUUCCUUGACUCGAUGGCCACCUUGGGCCUGGCGGCGUACGGCUAUGGAAUCCGCUAUGAGUUUGGGAUUUUCAACCAGAAGAUCGUCAAUGGCUGGCAGGUGGAGGAGGCGGAUGACUGGCUGCGCUACGGGAACCCCUGGGAGAAGGCGCGGCCGGAGUACAUGCUGCCCGUGCACUUCUACGGGCGAGUGGAGCACAGCCCCGAGGGCGUGUGCUGGCUGGACACACAGGUGGUGCUGGCCAUGCCGUACGACACCCCGGUGCCGGGCUACAAGAACGACACCGUCAACACCAUGAGACUGUGGUCCGCCAAGGCGCCCAAUGACUUCAAGCUCCAUGACUUCAACGUGGGCGGCUACAUCGAGGCGGUCCUGGACCGGAACCUGGCCGAGAACAUCUCCAGAGUCCUGUAUCCCAACGACAACUUCUUUGAGGGGAAGGAGCUGCGGUUGAAGCAGGAAUACUUCGUGGUGGCCGCCACCCUCCAAGACAUCAUCCGGCGCUUCAAGUCGUCCAAGUUCGGCUGCCGCGACCCCGUAAGGACCUCCUUCGAGACGUUCCCAGACAAGGUGGCCAUCCAGCUGAAUGACACCCACCCAGCCUUGGCCAUCCCUGAGCUCAUGCGGAUCCUGGUGGACGUGGAGAAGGUGGACUGGGACAAGGCCUGGGAAAUCACAAGGAAGACCUGUGCAUACACCAACCACACGGUGCUGCCCGAGGCCUUGGAGCGCUGGCCUGUGUCCAUGUUUGAGAAGCUGCUGCCACGGCACCUGGAGAUCAUCUACGCCAUCAACCAGAGGCACCUGGAUCACGUGGCCGCCCUGUUCCCCGGGGAUGUGGACCGCCUGCGGAGGAUGUCCGUGAUCGAGGAAGGGGACUGCAAGCGCAUCAACAUGGCCCACCUAUGUGUCAUCGGGUCCCACGCUGUCAACGGCGUGGCGAGGAUCCACUCGGAGAUCGUGAAGCAGUCAGUCUUUAAGGACUUUUAUGAGCUGGAGCCAGAGAAGUUCCAGAAUAAGACGAAUGGCAUCACGCCCCGACGGUGGCUGCUUCUGUGUAACCCGGGGCUGGCGGACAUCAUCGUGGAGAGAAUCGGGGAGGGUUUCCUGACGGACCUGAGCCAACUGAAGAAACUGCUGCAGCUGCUCAGUGACGAGGCACUCAUCAGGGACGUGGCCCAGGUCAAGCAGGAAAACAAGGUGAAGUUCUCUGCCUUCCUGGAGAAGGAGUACGGGGUGAAGGUCAACCCCUCGUCCAUGUUCGACGUGCAUGUGAAGAGGAUCCACGAGUACAAGCGGCAGCUGCUCAACUGCCUGCACGUGGUCACCCUGUACAACCGAAUAAAGAAGGACCCAGCCCAGACCUUUGUGCCCAGGACCGUCAUGAUCGGGGGCAAGGCGGCGCCCGGCUACCACAUGGCCAAGAUGAUCAUCAAGCUGGUCACGUCCAUCGGCGACGUCGUCAACCACGAUCCGGUUGUGGGCGACAGGCUCAAAGUGAUCUUCCUAGAGAACUACAGAGUGUCCUUGGCCGAGAAAGUGAUCCCCGCCGCCGACCUGUCACAGCAGAUCUCCACCGCGGGCACCGAGGCCUCGGGCACAGGCAACAUGAAGUUCAUGCUCAAUGGGGCCCUCACCAUCGGCACCAUGGACGGAGCCAACGUGGAGAUGGCUGAGGAAGCUGGGGCCGAGAACCUCUUCAUCUUUGGCUUGCGGGUGGAGGACGUGGAAGCCCUGGAUCGGAAAGGGUACAACGCCCGGGAGUACUACGACUCCCUGCCCGAGCUGCGGCAGGCCGUGGACCAGAUCAGCAGCGGCUUCUUCUCCCCCAGGGAGCCCGACUGUUUCAAGGGCGUCGUUGACAUGCUGCUGAACCAUGACAGGUUCAAGGUGUUUGCGGACUAUGAGGCAUACGUGGAGUGCCAGGCCCGGGUGGACCAGCUGUACCGGAACCCCAAGGAGUGGACCAAAAAGGUCAUCAGGAACAUCGCUUGCUCGGGCAAGUUCUCCAGUGACCGGACCAUCACGGAGUACGCCCGGGACAUCUGGGGCGUGGAGCCCUCUGCCCUGAAGACCCCGCCCCCCAGCCUCCCCAGGGAUUAGGCCUCCGCCCUCCCCCUCCGGACCAGAGGCGUUUGUUUUCUUGCUGACUGCCCCGUUUCCAAGCACUUUGCCAGCACCCUGCUUUUUUCAGUGCUGUUUCCGGGACGGCCAUGGGGAUCCGGGUGGUGGCUUUCGGGGGUUGGGUUGGGUUGGGGGAAGAUGCUGAGGUGAGAUGCUCCCCCGUUUCCUGCAGGCAAGCAGAGCCCACAGCACUGAGCAGGGCAGCUGGCCUGCUGCUCUGCCCACCUGUCCCGUGGAGGUGGGGGAAGGUGGACUUGUCUGCUGGGCUCCCCACAGCCUUGCACACACCUUGUGUGAGCUCGUUUUUAGUUCUGAGCCUCUGGAUUCUGGGGUCCGGCCAGGUAGCCGUGGUAAAGCCUGGGGCCGUGUAUGUUUCUGCAGCACCUCGUCCAGUGUGGCCCCAGCUCUGCCUCCUGGCCAUGCAGGGAGGGUCCACUGUGCUAGGCCAUGUCCUCAUAGCUGCUGUGUGGGCACCCAGCCCGGGGUUUCCAGAUUGAUCAGAUAAAGAGGCCCCAGGACAACUGAGAGUGACACUGGGGACAACACCUGUGUCCAGCGUCUAGGGAGCUUUGGCUGGGACAAGGCUGGCUGAUGCAGAAUUCGUUUGGUUUUGCUUUUUCAUAAGAUUUUUCACAAGGAAAUGAAACUAGCUAAAGCCUUUCCUUGUUUUAGCAACUAAAAAUAGCACUUUUGAAGUUUAGUCCCUGGGGAGGCAAUGCUGGGAUGUUCUCACCUGGCCCUGGGGACCCAGGUGGGGUCCCCACCUCUGCUGGGUGAAGCUGAACACCCAGCCCCGCUGCAGAUCUGUGCCCGUCGAGUCCAGGAGGGUGCGUUUCCGGUCUCACGGGAGGCCGGCCUCCCUCCUCCCAGCAGCAUGACAACCUGGUCUGGAAAAGGACUGAGUGGGCCCAGAGAGGAGCCCACUUUCCAUUCUGCCCAGAGAGCAGGCUGGUGCUGGGGAGGGCGGGUGAGCAGGUGGGAAGGACAGGGCCAGGGAGCAGGCAGGAGCUGUGGGCGGAAGCUUCCGGAGGCUGUCUCCUCAAAUGCUGGACCUGGGUGGCACAGGGUCCUGCCCUCAUCCCCAUCCUGACUGCUCACGUCACCAGAGGCGUGAGGGUCUGUGGUUGCAUCCCCAGCGCCCUCUGCUGCCCGUCCCUUAGGCCGAGUGUAACCAUCACUGUGCCCCUCACUGUCAGUCACUGCCUCGUGUGAGAAACGGAUUAAACCUUCCUGCUUGUGCUCAGUUGA
Messenger RNA from Aethalodelphis obliquidens (Pacific white-sided dolphin), 3904 nucleotides. It is a transcript of the gene PYGB, whose product is annotated as glycogen phosphorylase B. Gene Ontology annotation, molecular function: glycogen phosphorylase activity; pyridoxal phosphate binding. NCBI's taxonomy places the organism in Eukaryota, Metazoa, Chordata, Mammalia, Artiodactyla, Delphinidae. Bases 104 to 2635 code for a protein of 843 amino acids. Gene Ontology annotation, cellular component: cytoplasm. The record is from RefSeq and is a predicted model, not a curated record. The transcript is spliced from 20 exons. Gene Ontology annotation, biological process: glycogen catabolic process.